Stegostoma tigrinum is the source of this 12057-nucleotide messenger RNA. RefSeq names its product meningioma 1b (gene mn1b). The coding region runs from base 1644 to 5534 and encodes 1296 amino acids. The record is from RefSeq and is a predicted model, not a curated record. NCBI's taxonomy places the organism in Eukaryota, Metazoa, Chordata, Chondrichthyes, Orectolobiformes, Stegostomatidae. Gene Ontology annotation, biological process: regulation of DNA-templated transcription. The transcript is spliced from 2 exons.
GAAUGGCGACGGUGGAGACAGGAGAUCACUGUCCGGAUCGCUAUCUUCAUUCGGGAGGAGAUUGUCCUUAUGAAACCCUCGGGUAAAAAAAAACAAACUUCAGCAAGAUCCCUUUGCAUUCCGACUAGAUUUAAUUCACCAUUUUCACAAUCAGCACGGGGAACGCGACGUGCUGGAUAAAACAGCAUCGCUGCGUUUGUCUGUGGUUACAAACGAACUUAAUUAGAGAUGGGAAUGGGCUCGCUAAACUCUCAGCUGCGGGGAGCAAGCAAACCAUUGGCUUUCUCGGAGUCCGCUUUAACUUGCUUCGCUACCAACAGUUUUCGGAAAAUACUGUUAACUUGACGGGGGACUGCUGUUUUGAGAACACAGCGCAGCGUGAAUGCAAUGGGCAAAUCAUUUUCUAAAUGCAGUUAAUUUACAAUGCGGACAGCUAAACCAAGGCUUAUCAAUUAGACCGGCGCUCUUUAGAUCCUGCAUGCACUGUGUAAGGACACCCCCUCCCCUUUUCCUUUCUUGCUCGCUUCCUUUUUUGUACGUUUGCCUCUUUGUCUCUCUUUUUAAGGGGGGUUUACUUCAGUCCACCUUAACUCCAAGCCCCGCCUUCUGGCUAGGAGCAUGCGUAGCAAUGAUUGGUGGAAGAAUAAUGGCUGAAAUUGAUUGCAGAUAGCAGUAUCAAACUUGUUGCUGGCUUUCCGAGGGAUGAGAUCAGACAGUGCUUCUCAAGCCAGCACUAGUGAUCGAGACAGAGAGACGGACAGACAGCGAGCGUGCGAGCGAACGAGAGAGAGAGGAACAGAAGCAGUGCUCAGUUUAGACUCACUCUCACAUGGUGCUGGAUUAAAGGUUUUGAGAGAGACAGACAGAAAGGAAAGACCGACAAAAAGGGGAGACGAGCAUUUCAACUGAGAGGUUCCAGCUCCGGCGGUCUCAAGUCAGUGGAUGGAUGCAAGUUUGGAGCCACUGUAAGCGGCGGCAGCGGGUGCAGUGUCCCAGCGCCUCCCUUUGCAGCUCUCAACAACUGCCCCCCACCCCCCCCCCAACCUCUUCCCCACCCCUUCCCGACCGCUUCCCCCUGUCCACCGCCUGGUUCCUGGGCACUUGUCGCUGGAUCAGCUCCCCCCACCAUCCCCUUUCCCUUGAUCGAUCAGAGCAGCGCCCGGGGACUUCAUUUCUCCCGGCGAAUGGGGGGCUGGGGGCUGGUUGUGGAGGGAGGGAGGUGUUAGACAAAGAGAAAAUUAAGAAUUGAUGACUAAACCCAAGAAUUUAUUUUAAAACCAGCAACAACUACUACAAAAUAAUGAGAAUAUGAAGGGUGAAAUUGACGUUCUAGAGAGAGAGUGUGUUCAGAAUCACAAUGUGAAUCUGAGAGGGUGACUUUCUUCCUCAAUGUUUUCGAGAUUUUUAAACAAUUCUCUUUUAGACUUUGGAUAUUGAAGUUGGGGGGUGGGAACAGAUCGCAUUUAUUUUCCCCUUCUUAUUUAGUCGUCUUGUUGAUUUCAAUUUGGGGAGGUUUUCAAAUUCUCUAUUUCUUUUGCCCCCUUCUCUCUGGGAUCGAAAUUAGCCCUGGGGGCUCCCUCCCGGUUGUCAUGCCGUAUUGAUCAGGUUGGACCUGGGGUGGGGGGGGAGGGCUUUGGGAAGUUAUGUUCGGCCUGGAUCAGUUCAGCAGGAGCGGUGGUGGCCCAGGCGGGGAGAGAAACUUCAGCCAGGCUGCCCUGGUUAUGACGGGUCAUUAUAAAAGCCCAACGUUCCCCGGUGCCACUGGCAGCGCUAUGGACGAGCAGGCUCUGGGUCCCCUUGAGCUGGGUCUGGGAAUGAACCCGUCCUUGGGCGGGGAACCGUACGCUUUCCACCCCCGAGGGGGGCACUCGGAGCUGCACGGCGGGGCCGGGGCCCUGCAGCCGCCCCAGGCUCCGGCAGCGGCGGGGAGCACGGCGGCGCCUCCUCCUGGUGGCCCGCAGCCGCCCCAGGCUCCUCCACCGCCGCCUCCGACAGCAGCGGCUGCCGGUCCCCCACCGCAGCCCCAGCCCCAGGCCGCUCAUGGCUACUUCCCCGGCGGACCCCACCCGCACGGGCACCCCCACUUCAGCGGCAGCUUCUGCGGGACCGAGCCUGGCCAUUCGUGCCUGCACGGGGGACGUCUGCUGGGCACUCCCGGCUACAGCAGCAACCCCUUGGCCGGGCAGCCGCAUGCUUUCGGGGACAGUUAUGACCCCCUGGGGGAGAAUCAGACUGCAGGAGGGGGAGGAGGAGGGGGUGGGGGAGGUGGUGGGGCUGGAGGAGGGGGGCCAGGCGAAGGCUUUGCACAACAGGCAGCACCGGUGGGGAGGCCAGGUAACCUCUCAGAGUACCACCAGCACCACACCCCGUCUUCCAACCACACUCCCUGCCUCCCCCUGGACCAGUCUCCCAACCGAGCUGCCUCCUUCCAUGGCCUUCCAGCCUCUUCUACAUCCGAGGCGCAUGGACUGGAACAGAGGCGCCUGCAGAACCAGCCAGCUGUGGACUCCAUGGAGUACAACUACCAGAAUGACGCCCCUACCAGGCCCUUCGACAUGCCCGUGUUCUCCCCCUCGGAGUCUGGUGCCCAGCUUCCUCACUAUGGCCCGGGACGGCACGUGCCUGGGGGCAACUUUCCUGCCAAUGCCCCCAUGCCCAGGACUCCUGGCCUGGUGAGUUUGGGCAAGAUCCACCCUCAGCAGCAGCACGGGAUGUUCUACGAAAGGUUUGGGAAUGCUCGAAAAAUGCCAGUGGGCAUGGAGUCUAGUGUGGCUGCCCGGAACCCCCUCAUGCAGCAGCAGGCAGGUUUGCUCGCACGGCAGAACUCUUGUCCCCCAGCGAUACCUCGGCAGCAGCAAGCAGAGGCAGGGGCUCCAAACUCCAGUCUCCAGGACAGUGGGGCAAUGAUGCCGAAUCAGCAUGCUCCUUUUGAGUACCCCAUUCAAAGAUUAGAGAACAGGAAUAUGCACCCUUACGGCGACCCCAUGUUCAAUAUUCAGCAGCAGCCCAAUCAGAGGCUGCAGCAUUUUGAUGCUCCAUAUCUCAAUGUGGCGAAGCGCCCAAGGUUUGACUUUCCAAAUAACCACAACGUGGACAAUUGUGCUACUUGGAGUAGCAACAGUAUGCACAAUGCAAGUUUGGAAAACCAUCUAUCUCCGUCUGCGUACCCUGGGCUUCCCAAUGAGUUUUCACCACCUGGUCCUGAGGGCUUCCCGACAGGGCCUCCUCUGCAACAUCCUGGGGCUGAUCAACAGUCCCUGCAGCAGCGGCAAAACAUGCUGAUGAUGUUCAAGCAGAUGGUAUCGAGGAACCAACGGCACAGGAUGAGGCAACCUGAACUCCAGCACCUCAGCCACCACGCUGACGUUAACCAAAACAGCAUAGUACACAGUGGCCAGGUGGCAAACAUGUCACAGCCCAGCUUUGAGAGGGAAAGUAGUGGGAGGAUGCCCGGCUUCGAUCCUCAGAAUCCACAGAUGGGCCAGGAGAAUGCCUGGUUCUCUGGCCACCACCCGUCAGGCGAGAUGCUUCAGAGAAGGAUGGGUAGCUCCACCGUACCUCCUGAAGGCAGCCCCCAUGAAUCUGUCCAGAUGAAUUUACAGCAGAAUGGUUCUGGUAUGCUGUUUAGGCCAGGUGGGAAUGGACUGGGGAUGCAAGAGCCAAUGAGAAUGCCGGGUGAUGGACACGUACAGAGUUUGCACUCGCCUGGGAUGCACUCCCAGUUUGCCAACAAUAUGGCCAAUGUUGCGCAGAUGCAGUCACCCAGCGGGGGUAUGGGCCUUCCCAACACGUCGACUGAUCGAAGAGCUGCACCUGAUUUCCAAGGUACCCCAAUGGGUGGACAACCAGGCUUUCCGUUUGGGGGGCCAAACCGCCCCUCAAACCCACACAACAAUCCCCCUGGAGUGGCCCCAUCACCCGGUACCUAUCCACCCCCUCAAUCUGAAUUUCAGGCCAACCAGCGGUCCUCCUUGAGCAAGAUAGGAUCGCUGUCGCUGGGCUCCUUCAGCAAGCCUGGUUCAAAGGAUAACACCAUUUAUGGACAGAGUUGCUUGGCUGCUCUGUCCACGGCUUGCCAGAACAUGAUUGCCAGUUUAGGUGCUCCGAACCUCAACGUCACCUUUAAUAAAAAGAACCAAAAUGAAGGGAAACGAAAACUGAGCCAAACUGAGCAGGACAGUGUUGGGCCAAGCAGUGGGGGUGGUGGCGGGAAUGUUGGUGGGCCCUCGACUGGCAGCACGGGCAAUGGGUCUGAGUAUUUCCAAGGCAGCACUCAGCAGAACAGUCAGAUGGGGGUCUCUGGCACUGUGAGUGGCAAGCUGGGCACAUCUACAGCACAGAAUACCACGCAGGGGCCUAAUCCCCCGUCCCAACCAGAGUGCAACCUGUCCCCAAAUUAUGCCUUGGAGGCCAUCCCGAGCGAAGGCAAAGGACAGACGGGGCGAGGGAGAGGCCGGAGAAAACGGGAUAGUGGCCACGUCAGCCCGGGGAAUUUUUUUGACAAAUACUCAGCUGAAAAUGUGAAUCCUGGGGUCAGUCCAGGGCAGCAGGGCCAGUCUAGUCACACUGGUGACCGAGGUGGCACCCCUCAGGAUAAAUCCCUCACCUCCCCAUCAUGGGGAAAAGGGAAUGACCUUCUCCUCCCUGACCAACCUGACCUCAUGUCCUCCCUGGAUAGCGGAAUUCAAAGUGUGACAAAAUCAGAUGGCAGCUCGCCUCAGGUUGACUUCUCAGACGAUGUCAGCAACAACUAUGGGAAUGAAGACGAGGUGUCCUCGAGCUCUGAUAACAACAUACCCAAGGUCACCCAGUUAGUGACCAGCUCCCCCAAGCUGCAGCGAGCUGACCACGGUCUGCUCAGUGGUCAGAAACCUAUGGGCCAUGGCAUGCUCAAUGCACACCCGAACAGCAACACUACCUCCAACACAGGGCCUGGCGCCGACAACUUUGGGCUUGGCAGCACUGGCAGUGGGCACCCGGGCACACCAGGCAUGGAGCAAGUUCGCACCCCCACCAGCACGUCAACCCAGGACGAGAUUCACCCGCUGGAGAUUCUGCAAGCACAGAUCCAGCUGCAGCGGCAACAGUUUAGCAUAUCUGAGGACCAGCCUCUCGCCAUGAAGAACAAAAAAGCCGAAUGCCCCAGCCAGAAUGGGGACACAGAACUGGCCACUUGUGGCACAGACACUAGUAAGGCUGCCAUCAGCACGAUAGACAUUGAAUCAUUGAUGGCAGAGCAUAACUCUACCUGGUACAUGCCCAAUGACAAGGCCAUGAUGGAUCCACAGGAUGAAGACAAGCAAAUGGCACCAUGGGAAAAGGCCAAGUCUGCAAGUACCAACAAAGAAGCCCAGGACAAUUCCCAAAGCAAAGUAUCGAUGGGUCCAGCUGGCAGCCACUCUCAGCAUCUUUCAGUCCACAGUACUGACCUCAUUGACUCUAAGCCACAGAGCCCUGUGCAGUCGUGGAUGGCCUCCCAUUCAGACAUCACUUACCGAGCUGGGACCUUUGCAGCUGCGUUGACCUGUAUAUAAAUGGAUGAUCAAGAAGGAGAGAGAGGGAAAGAAAGAGACCAUGUUUUGUUCAGUGAACUAGAAAGGGUUACUGAAACCAUGGCAACAGGACUUUUACAUUUUGUUUUAAAAGUUUUAUAGGGUGCGUUUCUGUGCCUGGUCAUAAAUGUUGUGGGUGGUGUGAAGCUUCUCAGUUGGUUUGGAGAAGUUGAUUAAAUGGCAGCUGCAACAUCCCCCUCACUCACUGGAUGUAGGAUAACUGCAGUCCGCAAUGUGAUUUCAAUCUCCCAGUCCCCAAGCAAAGAUGAGCAAUGUGAUUAGAUAAGAUCACUGGGGAACACACCAGAAAAGAAUGGUCACGAAUGGUUGAUGCCAUUUUCCAGUCAUUCCAAACAGCCCACCGUUAGUUUAAAUCAAAAGACUUGUGACUGCCUCAGCCUUGUGCACUGGAAAACUGGAGCACAAGUGGAAGAAAUGCGAUGAUAGACCAGUAAGUGAGGAAUACGUUGCAAGUUGAGCACAAAGAAAUGCCGCGCACCAAUGAUAAUAGCUUACUAAGGUGAAGGAUUCAUAACAAUUUCAAAUUUCUUAGUCAUUGGCCAGUCAUUCUGGCAGAAUAUGGGACUCCACAGAAGGUUAUCAAUCUGAAUUCAGAUCUUGGUUGACACUGGAGCUCUGGAACUCUCACUGGUGAAGCUUACAUGAACCUGGAAUGAGCUGCUGUCAUGGUGCAAAUGCAUUUUUCAGAAGGAUACAGGCAGCAAUCACAAUGGCUGAACAUUUCUUUGGAGCAGCUGCUAGUUCACUGCUGUAGCUUCCCAUAAAGUCCAUCAAAAGGAUUAAGGUUUCUGUUGCAGCUUGCUGUGAAGUUCAGGUAGAAGCUCCAAGGAAAUUCACAGCUAAUCAUCAAUACUAUCCCACCUAAAACAUCUUUUAAAAAGAUCACAGUAAAAUUAUUUUACAACUUUUAUCCUAUUAUCUUCAAUCUGCUGAAUAAUGUCUGUGAGUUAUACUGUGUAGCUCUCUUCCUGCUGAAGGACCAUCUCUGUAUUGUUACAGUCAGUGACCUUUGCCUGGCUGAAUACACUGCAAUAUUAAAUAGUUAUGCAGUAAUUGUCCAAAGGAGAUUUAUUUAUUUGGAAGUUUUUCUUUCCCUUCAAGAUGGUACUCAAGCCUUUAGUCCAGCUCGUACUUCGUAUGAAAAUUCUACUCUUGCUCCUCCUUCUUUCCCCAACAAAAAUCUUCUUUGUCUUGUGUAGGCUGAGUUAAUUUACAGGUUGGUGACAAUUCUAGGUAACAGCAAUGAACUGAAUGGCCAAUCCAUAUUCCUUGCCAUGCAUAGUGUUCUGUCACUAUGCUAAAUAAUUUAAGGUCUCCGUCUGUGAAUACUCAUCAGAGCAUAUUUUUUCUGUUCUGCACCAAUUUGUCCACUUUUCAUCUAUUCCACAUUGUUCCCUUCAUCUCUGGUUCUUGUACAAUGUACUUACUUGAUACCACCCUGCAGUCAGCCUUCUCUCAUUCUACUCCUGUCCUCGGCUUCAAGUUUCUUUUAACAGGUCCAGAGGUGACCUCUUCCUUUUGCUUGGUAUUCUGAACACUAUCCAUCCCAGCACCUGAUAUUGUGUCUGGAGGCACAGGGUGUGGAGAGGGAGAUGCAGAACUAUAUGUCUUAUCUUGUCCUCUCUGUAGCCAUUUCUCCGAGCGCACUUUUCGUGGAUUAGACUCUUUAGUGUUUGUUAAACCCCUUUCAAUACCAUCUCUUUGGAUUGUUCUAGUCUGCGCUGCUCUGUGCCAUCCUCUAGAAUAGUCUUUGACCCACAAAAAUUAUCCAACAUCUAUAAUGUAAACAUGAACAAAUGACAUCCUGGACCAGAUAGAAACAUUUUUUUUGGGCAUUGGUAGCAAAAUUGACCAACAGCGACAUCACAGAAUAGGCUUAUAGUGAAUUAUUAACCUGUUUAAGUACUGGGUCCAACUUUUAUUUGCAUUGGUGCUUUUCUUUAGCUGCACAUAUAGACACUUUAUGGGCUUCAGCACACCUAUGAUUGGGACCAACUCUUUAGCUUUCACUGCUAAUACUUCCCAUGUCUUUCCCCUGUGAAGUCAAAGCACUUUACUCCUUCUGUUCAUCCUAUCCUUGAUCCUGUUUCUCAAUUUAUUGUCAAACUCCAAUCCUCUCUUUCAUAAUACCCAUCUCCUAAUCCCUCAAUCUCCUCCCGCCCAAUUCCUGAUCACUCAAUUAUCUUCCAUUGUCACCCAUUAGCCAACUUGUCAACUGUUUCCUUUCCUGAGUUGUCAAUCUAAUCCUUUCAAAAAACCUUUAAAACCUCAUCAUUGUCAAAUUGAUCCUUUCAAGCCCUGUCACGUGUUUAACUAUGAGGAACCAAAUCUAGUAAUUCAUCCACCUUUCAUGUUGAUCUCUAAUAAACUUCUCUGGUUGAGACAUGACCACUGACCAAAAUCACAAAUGAUUUACUUUAUCAUUACAAUCAUGGUAUAUGAUUCCUUAUAAUCUCUCCAUGAUGCUACUUAUGGUUGAAUACAACAAUACCCUUGUCUGCUCUUAGGAGUCCCCUUUAGACAGUUCAAUCUCACCUCUUUCAGUGCAAGAUGUUUUGUGGUGCAGUUGUUGUAUUGCUAUCUCUGAACCAGAUGCUCUGGAUUUGAAUCCCAUGACAAACCUUGUUGUUCCAAAGAUGUAGCUUCAUAAUGUAAUCAAGCAGGUUGAUUACCAGCAUGCAAAUCCUCCCAAUAUACCUUAUGGCAGGCGGUAAUAGUGGAGAGUGUCCAAGUCAGUUAUCUUUCAGAAGGAAAUAGCAAACCAUUUGUCCAUUAUGUUGUCCAUAUAUCUGGACCACUGUAAUGGAAAGCCAUGGCUCAAAUUUUGGAAAUAAGGAGUAAAGACAGAAAGGCAGUUCCAAUGCAGCUUGAACAUCUCUAGCAAUCAUUCUCUUCCCUACUCUGCAUGACAUCUCUCAAUCCCUUUCAUCCUUCAUCUCGAUGUUGCCCAUCAGUGACAUUUCGAGGUCAGUUUCCACGCAAAUGUUGAUGAUGCCCAGUUCUAACUCUCCAUCUUUUACUUGAACUUGAUGCUCCUUCUGUCCUACCAGAUGUUUUUAUAGAUGUUUUUGUAGAUGAGUAAAAAACGUUUCUCCAACAGAAUAUCAAGAUUAUAAUUUUUGACGCCUGCCAUAAGUUGUUUCAGAUUCCAUUCUGAUCAGUGGACACCUACUGAAGCUCCAUUUUUCCAUGUAAAAAGCUUACCAUCGUACUGGACCCUCAGUUGAUUUUGACACUCACAUCUUGCCUAUCGAGGCCAUUUCAUAUGGCGAGACGAUGGCCUAGUGGUACUGUUGUAGUUUAUUAAUCCAGAGAGACUCAGUUAACAUUCUGGGGACCAGGGUUUGAGUCCUACCAACACAAAUGAUGGAAUUUGAAUUCAAUGCAGGUCUGGUAUUGAGAGCCUAAUGACCAUCAUGAAAGCAUUGUCGAAAAAACCCAUUUGGUUCACUAAUGUCAUUUAGAGAAGGUAACUGCUGGCCAAAUGUGAUUCUAGACCCACAGGAAUGUGGUCAGCUCUUAAUUGCCCUUUGAGAGAUGAGGAAUGGGUAGUAAAUGCUGCCUUAACUAGAGAUGCCCCGCAUCCUGUCAAUUAAAGAAAAAUAAUCUUUGCAAAAACACCUGUUUCCACACCAUCUAAUUCCCACUUUUGAAAGCCUACCUGUAUCUUUUUUAUUUCAGAACUUAAUUUCUUUAACACAUUCAUUUUUGACUCCCAAUCUUCUGCCUCAAUGCGUCAAAUCUUCUUGAACUCUUAAAUUUCUCAAACUCUGUUAAGUGGUGUGCUACAUUUAAUACAACCUGCUCAUGGCUCUUCUCAUACUGCUCCCAACACGCUGAAUUGAAAUUUUUGGUAUGGUUUUGUCUGAUUUUAUCUUUGCAGUUUAUUCUGCAAACUUUGAGCCCUCCCUUCCAAUUCUGGUUUUCUGUGUGCCCCACUCUUCCUUUUGUCCCACCAGCAGUGGAAGAGUGUUCAGCAGUAUCAGCCUGGACUAAAACAGUUUCUUCAAACUCUUCAGCUUUUUCUCACAAUUUUACAAGUCCUUCUCAAUAAUACCCUUUCAACCAAGCUUUCUGUAUCCUUGCUUACUUGCCAAAUUUAACUCUGUACUGUUACUUUUCAAUAUUCCAUCUGAUUAAUGUUUUCGUAAUUCUUUUCAUGUUAAAAGUGAAAUUUUGUUGUUACACAUAGUAAUUCUUACUAGAUAAAGAAUAAAUCUGUACAGUUAUCCAGUGGAAACCCCUUACACUGCUGAAUAAACAGAAACUCCAUGUUGUUAUAUGCUGAGUAAGUUUUACCCUUCGGAGUAAACAGUAGAUUUUGGUCAAAUUACACAGAAUGCAUUUUAAUACUUUGCUUCAUCUGUGACCAUUUUUAAACCUGAAAGUUGACUGUGCAACAAAGUUGUAUCACAACAAUAGGUUAGAAAUAUUGGCGAGGAAUGUUAUGAAAAAGAUAUUAUUUACUCUUAUAGGGUUAGCACUAACUCUUUAUUGAUAUCUUAUUUCUGUAAGGUAAUAAUUUAUUACGCACAUAUUGGAAUGGGGGACUGCUCAUUAUACAUGAGUGAGAGUCAUAAAUAUGUGUCUACAAAAUCAAAUUUCCCACAGAAUAACAAUAAAUGUUAAAUUGGGCAGCACGGUGGCUCAGUCAUUAGCACUGCAGCCUCACAGCACCAGGGACCCAGGUUCAAUUCCAGCCUCGGGCGACUGUCUGUGUGGAGUUUGCAUAUUCUCCCUGUGUCUGCGUGAGUUUCCUCGGGGUGCUCCGGUUUCCUCCCACAGUCCAAAGGUGUGCAGGCUAGGUGGUUUGGCCAUGCUAAAUUGCCCGUAGUGUUCAGGGGUGUGUGGGUUAAAGGGAAUGGGUCUGGGUGGGAUGCUUUGAAGGGCGGUGUGGACUUGUUGGGCUGAAGGGCCUGUUUCCACACUGUAGGCAAUCUAACCUAAACCAGCAUGUCUACAAAAGAAAACCAUUUGGGCAACACCGAACACAAGAGGAAGUUUAAUGAGAGGACAGAUUGCACUGAGUAACUGGUCCUGUUACAUUUUGUCCUUAUCAGAACUGGGUAAGGGCUAGUGCAAUGAUUUAAAACACCAACUGAAGAUGGACUUAUAAACUGGAAUUGUAAAAGUUAUGCCCUGCCCAUUGAUAUGUAUAAUGAUGUGCUCUUUCCAUAAAGUUAAAUUGUUUUUACAAAAUGACGUUAUAUUUAAAAAACUCUUCUCAAAGCAUUUCUGUCAAAACUAAGUUGAGAUUACCCAAAUAUCAUUUUCUUAAAUCAAUGUUUGACCAUGAAAGAAGUUCAGGUGUGAAAGCUGCCAUGGGGGUUCAGCCUUGACAACAGGCUUCAGCCUUAGGAAAUGUCUGAGUAAUGCUUUAAAAUUGAAUAGGAGGCUGGAAAGUGACACUAAUUUGUUGUGACUUUGCUGUGCAAUUGCUCACGUGAACAAAUUCCACUUUGACCUCUCCUGACAGAGCUGGAAUUUUCACUCUCUUGAUGUAGCCAGCCACUGGAAUGUUGUUUCUCCUUUGAUGAGCGUUGUUUUCCACUGUGCAAUGGGUUAUGUGGCUUGCAAUCAUCAAUUUGAGAUUCCACAGCUCCAGGUGAAGGCAUCUGAUUAGCAACUGAAAUCAAAUUUUAAUAAUGUUGCCCAGAAGAAGGGAUAUUGCGCUGGAUUUAAGAAUAUAUCUAAAAAAAUUCAAUUAUCUGUGGCACAAAUUCACCUAAACUACAGCUCGCCUAACCAAGUCAAGCCUAACUAAACUGGGCCAAAAAUACCCAACAGGCUGAACCACAUAAGACUUACCCAAACCAAGCCUAAUCAGAUUGGACCCAACCAUAAUUUGGCGUAGUCAAACUAUGAUUGACUAUAUUGGACUUAGCAAUAUCAGUUGGAAAAGCAAACAGUGCUUUUCCAAGCUAGGUAUCACCAAAUGAGGCCAACAUAAAUAAUUAGCUUAAGUUGAAUGCUGGUAUCCCUUUAAUUGCUCAUAUGCAUGCUUAAAACAAUGAGCUCUCUUUUUGUACCAACUUAAUUUUCUUUUCUUUAAGAAUUAUAUUCCAAUUAUAUUUCAAAAUUGAAGUUCUAUUUUUUGGAGUUGGUUGCAGAUGAGACACGAAUUGAGAAUUGGACCAUAAUCUACUUACAAAAAAAAUCCCCUUGAAAGGAUUUACACAACUUUACCGCUCGGACAAACCAGCAUGAUUCAGCUUGGUUUGGUAUCAUGGUUCAGGCUCUCCUUAUAAGUGUACAACUUUUUAACCAAAAUUUAUUUUCUAUGUGAAUCUCAUUCAUUCAAAUUCCUUUUCAUUGGUUCUAAUUGUAUGUGCGAGUAAUUCAUCACAAAUACCAAAUGAAUAUGAAAGCCAUUCACUGGCUUUAUGAGUUCCCUUUGGAUGUGAAAAUUUGGCCUCAUGAAAUGAAAAUAAAAACCACUUGCAUUGUACCAAUCUAACCAUCAUUUGGAAUCUGCCAUUUAUAU